Candoia aspera is the source of this 1812-nucleotide messenger RNA. It is a transcript of the gene MGAT2, whose product is annotated as alpha-1,6-mannosyl-glycoprotein 2-beta-N-acetylglucosaminyltransferase. Gene Ontology annotation, molecular function: alpha-1,6-mannosylglycoprotein 2-beta-N-acetylglucosaminyltransferase activity. Gene Ontology annotation, cellular component: Golgi stack; Golgi membrane. Gene Ontology annotation, biological process: oligosaccharide biosynthetic process; protein N-linked glycosylation. Lineage: Eukaryota; Metazoa; Chordata; Lepidosauria; Squamata; Candoiidae. Bases 199 to 1539 code for a protein of 446 amino acids. The record is from RefSeq and is a predicted model, not a curated record. The transcript has a single exon.
CUCUUUCGUGUCCGGCCGAGAAAACGAGGGACGAUGCGCGCGCGGCGGCGGCAUCAGCACUCAGGCGCCCGAAAAGCACUGGGCGUUCGGCUGUUCCGCUGAUGUGCGCGAAGGCACAGGGGGCCGCGCCGGGCCCGGCUCGAAGCCACCGCAAGUGAGGAGCGAGGAAGGCACGGGGGAACCGGAACCGACCGGACCAUGAGGUUCCGCAUCUACAAGCGCAAAGUGGUGGCGCUGCUGCUGGUCUUGGGCGCCGCCGCCUGUGCCCUAGUGCUUUGGGGAGGGACUAGCGAGGCUGGCGGCGGCAAACUGGAAGAACCCGCGUCCCCGCUGCCCCCGGGAAAUCGGCCGUUGCCACCGGCCGUUACCAGCAGCAACCUUCCUGUUAGCGGUCGUCUCUCCAAUUCGUCUUCGCGGGAAGAGGCGCCGGGGCUGAAUCGCACCCUGCACUACCGGUCGCUGGUGUACCGGCUCAACUUCGACCAGCCGGUGCGCAACGAGGCGCGCUGGCGGCCUGGCGGCGCCGGCACCGAGGAGGUGGCCGUGGCGCUAGUGGUGCAAGUGCACGAGCGCGCCGAUCACCUCCGGAUUCUGCUGGACUCGCUGCGACGCGCGCCCGGCGUGGAGAAGGUGCUGCUGGUGCUCAGCCACGACGUGUGGUCCGCCGAGUUAAAUGCGCUGGCCGCCUCCGUGGACUUCUGCGCGGUGCUGCAGAUUUUCUUCCCGUUCAGCCUGCAGCUCUAUCCGGGCGAAUUCCCAGGCACGGACCCACGCGAUUGUCCGCGCGACGCGGGCCAGGUGGCAGCGCUGCGCUCGGGCUGCCUCAACGCCCAGUACCCCGAUGCCUUUGGCCAUUACCGUGAGGCUCGUUUCGCCCAAACCAAACAUCACUGGUGGUGGAAGCUUCACUUUGUGUGGGAGCGGGUGCGUGCGCUGCGGGAACACCCGGGCUUGGUGGUCUUCUUGGAGGAGGACCACUACCUGGCACCUGAUUUCUACCACGUCCUGCAGCGCCUCUGGGCCCUGCAACAGCAUGACUGCCCUGAGUGCCAGUUGCUGUCCUUGGGCACCUACGCCACUGUGCGUGGCAGCUUUGCUGGCCGGGCUGACAAGGUGGAGUUGAAGACGUGGAAGUCCACAGAGCACAACAUGGGCAUGGCCUUUACUAGGGACACAUACCAGCAGCUUAUUGCCUGCACUGAUGCCUUCUGCACCUAUGACGACUACAACUGGGACUGGACUCUGCAGUAUUUGACUGUGGGAUGCCUUCCUCAUUUCUGGAAGGUGCUGGUUCCAGAGGUCCCCCGAAUCUUUCACACCGGUGACUGUGGCAUGCACCACAAGAAGUCUUGCCAACCUUCUGUUCAGAGUGCCAAAAUUGACUCUCUCUUAAAUAGCAAUCAACAAUAUUUGUUUCCUGGAACCUUAACUAUUAGCAAGCGGUACUCAGUCACCCCUUUGAGCCCCCAUGUGAAAAAUGGGGGUUGGGGUGAUAUUCGAGACCAUGAACUCUGCAAAAGUUACCGAAGAUUACAGUGAAAGAGGGAACAAUGAGCCUUUUUCUCUGUUGGACUGACUAGUCUUUUAAAUCCGUAAACAUAAAAGAAAAUUUUUGAUUUUGCUUCUAGUUUAAUAUGGACAGCAAUGAUUACGGAAGAUGUCAUUUGGUAAUUAAUUUUGGAGGCAGAAGGAUUAUGUGGAGCAAUGCUCAAAAUAAAAACUAAAUGUCUACUUGUUUACUGGAAAAAAAUGAGUUUUUUUUUUUAAUCUAGUCCGUUUUAUAAGGUGUUCCCUACAUCUUCAAACUGUUUU